Molecule: messenger RNA, 1969 nt
Organism: Perognathus longimembris pacificus (Pacific pocket mouse)
Lineage: Eukaryota; Metazoa; Chordata; Mammalia; Rodentia; Heteromyidae
Product: vomeromodulin-like
Exons: 12
Coding region: 1-1731 (576 amino acids)
Biological process (GO): sensory perception of smell
Source: RefSeq, a predicted model, not a curated record
AUGAUGGUGGUGGUGUUGGCAGUGGUGGUAGACACCACCAAGAUGUGGACUCUUUGGUCCCUGGCCAUUGCGGUGGCUUUCCAUAUGGGUGUACUUGCCCAGCUGGAAACACCCCCACUUCCUGCUGAGCUACCCGCCGUGCCUGAUGUGUCAGAAACCCUUCCCGCUGUGCCUAGUCUGGGUACUGAUGCUCUGGCAAAACCACCAGCCCUCAAAAGUUCCUCACCCCAGGAAAGCUCCACUCCAAAAAAACCUGUAGCUGGCUCCAUGAAAGGCAGAUGUGCACCCUCGGUCAAGUACUUCCUGUCCAGCAGCAAGAUUGAUGACUAUCUGCAGGCCAUCCUGCCCCCACAAAUCCAGGAGCUGGUGAAAUGUGAAGACGUUGACUUAGUUGGUGUGCUCGGGUCCUUGUUAUCCACUUUGGCAAACACUGACUUGCUAUCAAACCUCGAUGUCACAUCCAUGCUAGAUUUGGGAGGCGGCCUUGGCAUCAGCAGUCUCCUAGGCCAGGGAGGUGAUGGUGAGUCUUCUGGCCUUCCAAUACUGUCCAAGGCCACCGGUGCUGUGGAUGAGGCGCUCCCCAAGAGUAAGGACAGCCUGAGCAACGUCUUCGGGGGAGAAAAGAGUCCUGUUGGAGACGCUCUCGGUGAUGUCAGUCUUCCUAGCCUCCAGAAGCCCGUGGAUGAUGUGAAUGAAAAAGUUGGUGCCAUCAAAGGGCCAGCCCAGGAUGCAGUCAAAGAUGCCCUGCCACCAGAACUCAGCAGUGCGCUCUCCGGUUUGGACCUAAAUGAUCUCUUGCUGGGCUUGGAGAUCCAAGAUGUAACUAUGGACAACAUGGAAUCAUCAAUGAUGGGUGAGGAGAUCCAUGUCCACGCUACCUGGUUUCACCUGUACCUUGCUCUUCACAGCGUAACUGGACCCGUGCUGAGCGCAUUGGGAUUUAAAGUGAGUGUGGACGUGGAUAUGAAAAUUGGUAUUUCCACAAAUGACACCGAAUGCAUCAACCUCGAGGUCCUGGAAACAGUUAUCAAGGCCAACAAAUUGACUCUUGAAUUAUUAGAAACGCUCACGGGCUCCCUGCCUGUCCCUGUGCCUCUGCCCCUGGAUGACCUGAUCGCUAAAUUGUUGUCAAUAAGUUUGCAGGAGAAUUUGGAGAAAUCAGAUUCCUGUAACAUUGUUCUCAGUGACUUCAGCAACUGCAAGAACUCCACUGGCAAGUUCAAGUACAAAAUUAAGAAUGCCAAGAUUUCCCCCGAAGGCCUUUUCAUCCUUUACUGUGUUGAAGCCAUGUUUGGAAAAACCUCAGAGCCUGUGAUUGGGGUUUCUCUUCCUCCAAACCCUAAAGAUGCCAACAGUUCCCUAACUUUGUCCCGUGUGUUGAUGAUGAAAUUCGUCAAUUAUGUUGGCAAGGAGAGCUCAGUCCAGAAAGACAAGCUGGUUGCAAACAUCACCAAAGUAACCUACUCCUUGCAGCAAGAUAAUACAACUCAAGCCACUUACGUGGUUAAGAUCAAAAAGGAUGGUGAGAGCUUUGCUAAAGGGAAAACGCUGGGGCUAAAACAAGCCACCCCAGGGUGUGUGCAUCUUCCUCUGAUCUCUAUUACAACAGGUCCCUUCUUUAUUUCAGAGCAAUUUAAACAAGUCAACCUGCCAGGAAGAGCAUCCAUCGACACCCUAGAGGACGUCAAAAUUAAGCUGAUGAAGACAAAUGACCUUCAGGCAGCAAACUGAACCCCACCAGGCAAGGUUCCCCCAACGAAAGCAAAACUCUGUACAACUUCUCCUAUGAAAGACGGAAUUGACAUCCUUAUGAUUUAAGUAGCAUUAGUCUUAAGAUGUCAGGAAUCCUUUGGAAUUUCACCAACUGUCCUGGGGAAUUCUGGCACUGUUGUAAUCAGCUCUUUAAUAAACUAUCUUUCUUUAUGCAAAAAGAAUUCGCUUGGCUUCAAUACUUGCACAUAAGAAUCUU